Schizophyllum commune H4-8 is the source of this 1577-nucleotide messenger RNA. RefSeq names its product glycoside hydrolase family 61 protein. Lineage: Eukaryota; Fungi; Basidiomycota; Agaricomycetes; Agaricales; Schizophyllaceae. Bases 141 to 1304 code for a protein of 387 amino acids. The transcript has 4 exons. The record is from RefSeq and is a predicted model, not a curated record.
UCUCCCCUUCCUCGGUCCGCUCUUGGUCCCUUGUCGCUCGCGGCUGCUUGAACGUUCAUUCACCCCACUUUCGCUUCACUCGACAGCGCUCGUUCCCCAUCCUUUUGCAGCCGCCAACACUCUACACGACAACGACUAUCAUGCAGCGCUCCAUCUUCCUCUCCCUUGUUCUUGCCGCCUUCGUGCGCGCACACGGUCAGAUCGAGAGCGUCUCGGCCGGCUCGGAGAGCAAAGUUGCCCCCAACAUCUACUGGGACGGCGACAAGGCGAACACGGACACCCCCGUCCGCGUCAUGUACAAGGCCUCCUCGCCUGCAUACCUCCUGCCGAAGGACUUCAGUGACAACUCUAAGAUGGCAUGCGAGGGUUCUAGCGCCAGCCCGGCGCCCUCCUCGCUUGAGGUCGCUGCUGGCAACUCCCUCACUGUGCAGUGGUCCGGCUCCACGGGCGAGCUUACGAACCAGCCCGGCGUCGGCUCCGUUCCAGAUGGCAUGCAGGCUUGGGUGCACGCCAUGGGCAGCAUCCAGAACUACAUCACCUCCUGCAACGGCAAGUGCGCGGACGCCGACGUCUCGAACAACGGCUGGACCAAGCUUUCCGGCGACGGCCUCGACCUCUCGCAGUCCAUCUCCGACGACCUGCGCAACACGAUGACGAACAAGCCGGAGAAGUACUACCCCGAGGGCGCCGGCCUGUGGGCGAUGGCCAAGUUCGUCGCCGACGGGUCCAAGUGGGACGUGCAGAUCCCCGCCGGCCUCAAGGCGGGCGAGUACAUCGUGCGCCAGGAGCUCGCGGCGGUGCACAACCCGUGGAGCGCGAGCGAUUCGUCGUCGGGCCCGCAGCUGUACGUCGGCUGCAUCCAGGUCACCGUCACCGGCGACGGCACCACCGAGCUGCCCGAGGGCACGCAGGCGGGCGCGCUCUACGACCCCGAGGGCGACUUUGCGAAGUUCCAGGUGUACUCGGACGCGGACAGCUUCGUGCUCCCGGGUCCCGCGGUCUGGGAUGGCGCUUCGUCUUCCUCGUCGUCGGGCUCCAGCGGUACUGCGUCUGCGUCUUCCGAGGCUUCCGCGACGUCCACUGAGGCGUCUGCUCCGGCAUCCACCGACUCGUCGUCCACCGAAGCGGCGUCCUCGGCGGUCACCGAUGCCCCGGCCUCUACUGCCGUCGCGGUCCCGGCCUCCUCCGCGAGCGCCUCGACGUCCGCGUCCGGCUCGUCCUCGACGGGCAAGUGCCGCCGCAACAAGCGCAUGAUGCCCAAGCGCCGCCACCUCGCGCGCGUCGCCCACGGCAGCUCCUUCUGAGUGGUCGCCGCUGCCUCCGCGCGCUCUGACCACGCACUCUUCCCCCUAACUUAUCCCCUUCAUCUUAUGUCCUCAUGACUGUAUCCGUACCGUCGACACUGUGUGCCGACUCCUUUCCUUCUGCUCAUGUUGUCUUACUUACUCUGGUACUCACUGGUUGUUGACGUGCGCUAGUCGCAUGCUGGUGUCUCGUUCUGUAUGGUUAUGUCGUGCCCUUCUACCCGGUCGUAGAUCUGCUGGGUCAAUACACACUUGAUGUGAUGGCUAUGAUCU